Molecule: messenger RNA, 451 nt
Organism: Cuscuta epithymum
Lineage: Eukaryota; Viridiplantae; Streptophyta; Magnoliopsida; Solanales; Convolvulaceae
Source: the annotation of a GenBank genome assembly
AAUCCUACGCCUUUACCUCUGGUCAUCUCCCCCAUUUGCUUUCUUUUUCUUUUUCACUUUUUCCCACCCCUUUCUUCUUCUUUAUCCCAUUAAGACCACCAGAUGCAAUCGACUGGCAUGAGGGCAUCACACUCAAGAGGAAAAAUAAUUGUUCGAAUGGCUUGGACUACAUACAUGGUUUCUGGAUUCAGCAGAUUGAUUUUGGUCAGAUGAUCAAGUUUUCUGAGGUAUCUAUUGAAGAAUCAAUAUGUUCCAAAAGGCUCAGGAGAUCGUGUAAUGAGAUGGCACUUCAUGAUAGGAGGAAUUGCCUCUUAAACGAAUAGAUUUAUAAUAUCAACUUAGUUCUUUACUUCCGUUGUUCUGUUAUAUUCUUCCAUGUAUUAUGUGUACAGUGUACAUUGUAAACAAAUUUGUGCAAUUAAUCAAGUUUAAUGCUUUGUUCUUUCCAUUU